GGCCGAUUUGGACACACACCCCGUCAUCUUCUUCUUGUUCUGUGCCGCACUCUCGCUCGCAGUUACAGAAACCAUGACGACGGUGGUGCCCACCUCCGAAGAAGACGCUGCCCUCUCUGUUGUCCGAUUCGCCUCUGAACUCGCCUGGGCCGAUGCCGGUCCCGAGGUUGCUGAGCCUCAAGUUAGUAGACUAUGCAUGGAGGCUGAAGAGUUUAUCGUUAUGGGAAAAUGGUUGGAACUAGCAUCAUUGAUGAUUACCUCUGCUGAAUUGGUUUUCUCAAAGGUUUCUGAAACAGAUAUAGAGUCCAUCUUCACUAUCAUCUGCAAUCUUGUGACCAAGACUGAGAAUCCAGAUGAAGUGAUGGAGAUUGUAAAAGUUAUAACUGCAAAAAUAAUUCAGCAGCCAAACGAAAAGCCUGCUGUGCGAUUGAAGACUUUGAUCAAUCUGUACAAUCUUUUGGAGACUCCAUACUGCCAGUUUUAUGUCUACAUGAAGGCAUUGAAUUUAGCUGUUAAUGGGAAAGUCACAGAAUACAUUAUACCUUCAUUCAAAAAGAUAGAUAGCUUCUUGAAAGAGUGGAAAAUUGGGAUACCUGAACAGAGAGAGCUCUUUCUCACUAUCUCUAAUAUUUUGAAGGAAAAUAAAAGCAUGUCAAAGGAUGCUUUUAAGUUCCUGAGCAAUUAUCUGUCGACCUUUUCGGGAGAAGAUGCACAUGUUUUGAGUGAAGCCAAGGAGGAGGCCGCACGUGCAAUUGUGGAAUUUGUCAGAGCUCCUGACAUAUAUCAGUGUGAUUUGCUUGACUUGCCUGCUGUUGGGCAACUGGAGAAGGAUGCCAAAUAUGCUCUGUUAUAUCAGCUUCUUAAGAUUUUUCUUACCCAGAGGCUAGAUGCAUACUUAGAAUAUCAAGCUGCAAAUUCCACCUUGUUGAAAAACUAUGGCCUUGUGCCUGAAGAAUGCAUUUCCAAAAUGAGGCUGAUGUCAUUGAUGGAUCUUACCUCUGAUGGUUCUGGCCAAAUUCCAUAUGAACUUAUUAGGGACACACUUCAGAUCAAUGAUGAUGAAGUGGAACUAUGGGUGGUUAGAGCAAUAACUGCCAAGUUAAUUGACUGUAAGAUGGACCAAAUGCAUCAAUCAGUAGUUGUUAGUCAUCCUACUGAUCGUGUGUUUGGUCAGCACCAAUGGCAAGCACUGAGAACAAAGCUAGCGACAUGGAGAGGAAACAUUGCAAAUGUUAUCAGUACCAUUCAGGCCAACAAAAUAACGGAGGAUGGGUCUCAGGCAGCCCAAGGUUUGGUAGUUAGGUGAGAGGACGUUUUCAACUGAAGCAAUUUUCUGAAGCAUAUAGAUUUUAUCCCGGUGAAGUUUUUUUUAAUCUUAAAACAGAGAAGGAAAAAAUUUUACUCCCCAACUUUGUGACAGAACCAUUUUGUUUUAAGCUUUUCCAUUUUGAUGUUAUGUUUGACCAGCCUCACGAUAGCGUUGAGUAUAUUAUACCUGUGGACUGUUGUCCAAGUAGCUCCUAGGAAUCAAUAUACAGCCAUUUAACUUUUAGUGUUUUCUGAACAAAUUGUUCACUGAUUACACGAUCGUUCAUAGUUAGACCAGAUAGACAUGGAAUCAAUAUACAUCUUUGCUGAAUAGCUCUUGAUAGA
This is a messenger RNA of Glycine soja, 1653 nucleotides long. Its product is annotated as eukaryotic translation initiation factor 3 subunit M-like. NCBI's taxonomy places the organism in Eukaryota, Viridiplantae, Streptophyta, Magnoliopsida, Fabales, Fabaceae. The transcript has 10 exons. Gene Ontology annotation, molecular function: translation initiation factor activity. The record is from RefSeq and is a predicted model, not a curated record. Gene Ontology annotation, cellular component: cytoplasm; eukaryotic translation initiation factor 3 complex. The coding region runs from base 74 to 1306 and encodes 410 amino acids. Gene Ontology annotation, biological process: cytoplasmic translational initiation.